CACUGUCAAAUGAGGGGGGUUAAUUAUAAUCAGAUAGCCACAUGAACUUUUAUUUUUCUUAAAUUUCGGUGUUUGAAACGAGUGUUGUUAACAGAAAUGAAUUAACCAUAUAAGUGAGACGCUGAAAUCGAAAAUAAACGUGUUUACCCUUAUAAUUGCCAGUGAUUUUAGCGUAUAUUUUGGUGAUAUAACUACUUAACGAACUAAAAUGGCCAUCAAAUCAAAUAUAACGCCGGAUGGCGGAGACGGUGAUGCAGCUCAAGAACAAGAUUCAGGUACAUCUUCAGUAACUUAUAGCCCAAAAACAAACUCGAGGCCAAACGAAUCCACCCAGUUGGCUUCUAAACAGACAUAUUUUGCAGACCAAAGAAUUAGGAUACCAGAAGUCGAAGGGACGGGGUUCAGCUUUAGAAAAUUAUGGGCGUUCACAGGACCAGGGUUUCUGAUGUCCAUCGCCUACUUAGAUCCCGGCAAUAUCGAAAGCGAUCUACAAAGUGGAACCGUCGCCCAAUAUAGGUUACUAUGGGUACUUCUUAGUGCAACUCUUUUAGGACUUUUAAUGCAGCGAUUGUCGGCCAGACUGGGCGUUGUGACGGGUCUACAUUUAGCAGAGAUGUGUUAUAGACAAUAUAGGAAAGUACCGCGACUGAUAUUGUGGAUAAUGAUAGAGAUAGCGAUUAUAGGUAGUGAUAUGCAGGAAGUGAUUGGUACGGCAGUGGCUAUAUACCUUCUUUCAAAUAGAGUAAUACCAAUUUGGGGAGGAGUUCUCAUUACAAUAAUAGAUACAUUUACAUUUUUGUUCCUCGAUAAGUACGGCCUGAGAAAGUUGGAAUCGUUCUUUGGCCUUUUAAUAACAAUAAUGGGAGUUACCUUUGGAUUCGAAUACGCAACCUCAAAACCCAACGCCGUGGGUGUUUUAGAGGGUAUGUUUGUACCCUGGUGUAAAGACUGUGAUAGUAGGGCAUUGUUACAAGGUGUUGGAAUUAUAGGUGCUGUUAUAAUGCCCCACAACCUCUACCUUCAUUCAGCACUUGUUAAGUCGCGAGCCAUCGAUCGAACAAAAUCGGAGAAAAUUAGAGACGCUAAUAAAUAUUACUUAAUAGAAACAUGUAUAGCAUUGCUUGUUAGUUUCGUUAUCAAUGUAUUCGUCGUAGCCGUUUUUGCUCAUGGAUUGUUCAAAACAACGAAUCAGCAAGUGCGUGACCUUUGUGCCAAUCAUCCGACACUCAAUUCAACUGUAUUUCCAGCAAACGAUGAGUAUGUAGACGCAGAUCUAUAUCGCGGUGGAAUAUUCUUGGGUUGUAUGUACGGCGUUCUAGCCAUGUAUAUAUGGGCUGUAGGAAUCCUAGCUGCAGGACAGAGCUCCACAAUGACAGGUACAUACGCCGGUCAGUUUGCCAUGGAAGGCUUUUUAAACCUACAAUGGGCUAGAUGGAAGAGGGUUCUGUUUACUCGUACCAUAGCCAUUAUUCCAACAUUCUGUUUGGCAUUUUUCAGUAAUAUUAACGAUUUGACAAACAUGAACGAUAUACUAAACGCCAUCAUGAGUCUUCAGUUACCUUUCGCCACCAUCCCAACCAUUGCGUUCACCAGCAAUCCACAGAUUAUGGGAGAAUUCGUAAAUGGAAUUCCGAACAAAGUAGCUGCCAUUCUGCUGAGCAUCGUAGUAAUUAUGAUAAACACGUACUUCGUUAUAAACACAGUGGAUGAAUUGCAACUAACCUGGCCCCUUUUGGUCGUAGUCGUAAUCGUUGGCAUCUUUUAUUUGUUGUUCUGUUUUUAUCUCGUGAUACACAUGAGCAUAUCUAUGGGAAGCACUAACUUAUUAAGGUAUAACUUCGUGAACAAAUAUAUCAUGGGCCCCGUAGACGCCACUUUGGAUAUUAGUCCCAUCGGUUAUGCCAGAUCUCAUUCGGAAUGCUCAAUUGAUUCUUUAGACGAAGAAGAGAAAAAGCUUUAAUUUAAAUCUCGAAUACGGUACAUGUAAUGUACUAUUUUGUGUAAUAUCAUUGAUGACUGCCAUAACAUAAAGGCUAAAAAAUAUAUAGAUAGUAACAGAGAUGAUAUUGUUAAAGAAUUCAAAUUUUAUAGUAAUAUUGUAUUUAUUGUACGUAUUUUGACCUGGUUUGUUUAAAGUUUAGACUCCAAACAGCAUGUAAAAUAUUGUAUAAAUAUUGACGUGGUUUCCUGUAUGAAAUUCCUAGAAACAAUAACCAAAACCAUUUAAUUUGUAAACAAAUCUAUGUUUUUACUAAAUAUUGACAAUUUAAUUUAACAUCCAUCAAUAGGAGGUUUUAUAGCAAAUGUUUAAAGAGUGACUCUCAACAGUAUUAACCACAUUUGGUAGUUGUACAGCGAGUAAAAUAAAUAUUUUGCACUGGCAGUAAAUUUAUAGUUUUAAAAACAUUUGUCAUGAAAGUCAAUGCUCAUUUGAAUGUAUUGUUACGGUUUUACUAACUUUAUUAUUAAAUUAUUUUAAAAACUUAAUUUAUUAGUCUUUAUUUUACCAAAGUAAAACACAUUUUACUAAAAAUUCCCCGACAGUAUAAAAUGAACGGUUCACAUAAGAAUCAAUACAUAUUAUGCUUCUUUUCAUGAGCAUUUUUCAGUGCGUCACAAAUGAUAGAAAAAAAAGGUAAGUCUGUGAUAAUAUACAUUUUAGUGACAUAACAUUUUAGUUAAAUCUGACAGUUGUCACAUUUUAUUUGCAAUUUGGCAUAAAAACAAAUCAAUUGUGUUUAUUGUAUUUAUAAAAUGGUAUUUUCUUUGAUUUGUAUAGUAUUAUAAAUUGUACAGAUUAUAUUCGUAGAUAUAUUAUAUUCGUAAAUAUUUUUUUUCGAUUAUAGCGCCAUCUUUUGACAACUAGAAUAAAUGUUAUAAAUGUCACCGAUGAAAUGUAAUCACCGACGUGCGUUUUUUUCUGUCACACACAAUUUAAUGCGUUAGAAUGAAAUCGAAAAACUGUGACGCACUGAAAGAUGCUCAUGAGAAAAAGCAUACAUUACAAUAUCCGUAUCCAUGCCUGCCCUGAUGUAAAACGUUAGCUUGUAGUCUUCUUCUUCUUGUAGUGCCUAUCCGUUUCGGAUGUUGGCGACCAUCAUGGCAAUCUGCACUUUGCACACUGCUGCUCUGAAAAGAUUUGUAGUGGUUGUGUUGAACCACGUUCGUAGAUUUUUCAGCCAGGAAAUCCUUCGCCUUCCUGGUCCUCGCUUUCCCUCUACUUUUCCCUGCAAGACCAGUUGCAGCAGUCCAUAUCUCUCGCUUGUAGUCUAGAGGCGACAAUUAUUAGUCUCUAACAACGUGUAGACCUGCUUCUAGAUCUUUCGGCUCCACAUCAUCGAAUUUCUGGUCGCUUUACGGAUAUAUGAAGCGGCUGGCGAACCUUUCGCAUAAUAUACAGGGAUGAGCGCGCUAAUAACCGGCAAAAUAGCUCAAAAGAUGGAAAACAUAAUACAUUGCGAAACAAAAAGAGAUGAAAUUAGUGGAGGUGGAAAUUAUAGUUAUAAACGUCUAAAAUAACAUUACAUUACAUAGUUUCCCACCUUUAGACCUAUCAGAGGAGUAUGACAACUGUCACUGUGACAGUAGAAUUGUAUAAGAUACUCCUUUCACAGACGUCUAAAGGUGGGAAACUAUGUAAUGUAAUGUUAAUUAAUACGUUUAUAACGAUAAUUUCCACCUCCACUAGUUUCAUCUCUUUUUGUUCCGCAAUGUAUUAUGUUUUCCAUCUUUUGAGCUAUUUUGCCGGUUAUUAGCUUGCUCAUCACUGUAGAUAAAUGCCCUUUAUUUUAAAUAGAGGGGAGAAUAGCCUAACAGUAUUUUAAUGAACGUUCUAAUCUCUUUUACACUACGAAUGGUUAGAAGACGCAGCAACGAAACUGGAAUAAUUGACUAAUCCAGAAAAUGCAGGAAUUGUAGGAAUUUUUCCUCGACAAUAUCACCACUGGGGUGUAUAGAUGGGUUUGGAUAAAGGAAUGAAAUAUAUGUCCAUGUUUGUAUGCCCCAGAGAAGAGAGUUUGAAACUUCAAGCUCGAACAGAACUUAUCUUCAUCUAGGACCCCCUGAAUGGACCACUGCAUAGUACUAGAAUCGUGACGAAUUACUUAAAGAAAGUAGGUAUCAAUACCUACAGCCCUGAGCAGACUAUGAGCCAAAACCUUUGGGAUGAACUUCAGCUAUAGUUAGAAGUCAACUAGACCUGCUAAAAAGACUUGUUUAGCUACAGAACGUGUUUCAUGAAGAAAAGGAACAGAUUCCUCAAGAUUUUAUUUAAAAUUUGUUCCAUUCGAAGGUACAAACAAGCCUUCAUCUCUUAUCUUACUGCUCCACCAUAAACGGCAAUUUGUAACUUAAUUAUAUAUGACGUGGGGUAUAUAAUGUGGGGAUAAACUUUCAAGGUUUGGUCACUUCGAGUAGAGAGCAGCAGGCCUAGGCCUCUCCGAUGAUGACUCCAAUAAGAGUCGAAAAUCGUCGAUUCAGAGUGCUGGACUGCGCUCCCUGUUCUAAGUGAAAAGUAAGAUUGUUUUGCCUUCGCAUCAGUGGCGGCUAGUCAGGGUCGGCAGUGCCGACCCACACAUUUAUGGCCACAUUAUAGAUUUUUUUAAAUAUAUAAGUUAAUCAGAGUUGAUGAUAUUCGUUUCUGUGAAAUAAAAAAAAUAUCUGUGAGAUAAUACAGACUAAAUUUUAUUCAUUGUUUUUAAAAGAAUUCGAACGAUCUGAUACGUUAAGUGAUCCCUGUGCGCUGUGCGUAAGAGACUUUUCAAAUUAAGGAUCCUAGCCAGACAUACACCCGACUGCGAUUGUGUGAAUUCAUGGUCCGCUUCGGCUAGCCGUACCCAGUUGAGCAUUUGCUUGUAAUAAGACGCUGUGGAAUAUUAGCCGAUAGGCAACCAAUUAUACAUUCCCCGUAUUUAUUUAAAUGACAAGUACGACAGAAAAACAAUCUGCCGAGCACAGCGGUGAUCUGCAAAUGGCAACAAAACACGUACUUGGACGUUGAGAUUUAAUUUGGACGUUGAGAGGUGACUCAUAUUUGUUUGCAGAAAUUGCUUGAAAAUAACUCAUAUAAUAAUAUUUGAGUUAUCCUCCCACUCAAAAAGGUCCGGAACAUUGUUUAAAUAAUCAAAAUGUCAAAAAAUAAAGGAAACAUUCGAUUUUUUUCUUCAUUUUUUGAUUAUAACUUUAAAAGUGUUCAUUUUCGAGAAAAGUUGCACUGACAUAAAAGUUGCGUAAUUAAAUUUUCUACAAUAAAGGAUUAGCUAAAAAUUUUAAAAAUUGUCACCCUUGUUGCAAAAUAUCAAUAAAUGCGAAAAAAUCAUAAAAAACAAGUAUUCGCAUUUUACGUUUUUCAACCGUUUAUGUUACACUUAAGACCUUCAUAAUUUUACCCAGAAAAACUAUAUCAUAUGUAUAAUAAAAAAUAUUGUGAAUUUCAUUAAGAUCGGUUCAAUAGAUUUGGCAAGAUAAAUUUUGCAAUCCAGCUUUCGCAAAAAAAUUAAUUUUUUCAAAAUGUUGCAGAACUGAAAAUAAAGCAGACAGCAAGUUGAAUUUAUUUUUACGUAUAGAAGAAUACCGUACCUUCCUUCUAUAUGUAAAAAAAUUCAACUUGCUAUCUGCUUUAUUGUCAGUACUGCAACAUUUUGAAAACAUUAAUUUUUUUUGCAAAAGCUAGAUUGCAAAAUUUAUUUUGCAAAAUGUUUUGAAUCGAUCUUAAUGAAAUUUACAGUAUUGUUUUACUAUAUCAUACAGGUUUUCUGGUUAAAAUAUGAAGGUCGUAAGUGUUAGCGAAUACUUUGAAAGUUAAAAUCAAAAAACGAAGAAAAAAUUUAAGUUUUUCUUAAUUUUUUGACAUUUUGAUUAUUUAAACAAUGUUCCGGACCUUUUUGAGCGGAAGGAUAACUCAAUUAUUAUUUACAAGGAAUUUUCAAAAUAUCUAUUAGACAAGUUCAUUAAAAAUUAUCCAUCAUUCUUUAUUCAAAUAAAAUAAGAAAAAGGAUUAACAGUUUUAUAUGCUGAUCUAAAUAUUUUCGGAAGGUGGGAUAAGUUACAAAAUAUGUUUAAUUUUAUAUACUGCAAUUCAUUAGGUACAACAAACUGUUCCCGAAUUUAAUAAAUUAUUGUGCUCAAAUGUGGGCAAAUUCUGCCUCAAAUGAACGGGAUUUCUCUUGUCUCAAAAAAGUCAAAACGUAUUGUCGAAACACCAUGAAACAAGAGAGAAUGUCAAACUUGUCUCAAAUGUCAAUAGAAAAAAACUUUUAAAACCUCUCCAAAACAAUAAUAAAUUUUACAGAUAUUAAGCUGAUAAGAACAGAUACUACACUUUGAUCUUAGCCAGAGGCCGAGAAGCGAUUUGAAUGUCCCAUUUACAGUUCAAUGAAACCGGUUAAUAUGGCCCCCCUUAAUAAUUGCACCGACCUUAUUGGUUGUCUUAAUAAUGUAACUAUAAUAUCUCUGAAAGCAAUUUCAAUAUAUAUUUGGAAUAUCAUAAAACUUAGAUCUUUUGUUUUAAAUGAAUAAGCUUCAGUUUCUCCUUCAUUGGUGUUUAUUUAAGAAAACAAGUCUCCAUUUCAGUUAGUAAUAGCGAUUAACUUUUGUUUAAAUUUGUUAAUAGUUACUUAUGUUCUAGACUAGUUGUUAGUUAUAUUCUGUACUUCAGUUUCUCCUUCAUUGGUGUUUAUUAAAAAAACCAAGUUCUCCAUUUCAGUUAGUGAUAGCGCUUAACUUUUGUUUAAAUUUGUUAAUAGUUAUUUAUGUUCUAGACUAGUUGUUAGUUAUAUUCUGUACUUACUAAACUCAUUGUUAUAAAACUGUAGUUUUUAAAAACAAUAAAUGUCUAUCUAUCUAUCUAUCUAUCUAAUAAAUUUUACAAUGACGUUAUAACCCAUUUUGCUACUUCGAAACAACAUAGACUAGAGUUAAUUUAUAAACAGGUUUACAAAAAAAAAUAAAAAAAAAAUAAAAAAAAACAAAAACCAAAAAUCUUCUAUGAAAUUGAAGACUUUUAAUUAGAUGGCAUACCUAUCUGAGGAGACAAAACCUUGCCGACCCUGUCCCUAAAGCCACGAGCCGCCACUGCUUCGCAUUGCAACUGAAUAAAAAUGGUAUACAGUUUUAUUUUAGUUUAUAUUAGUAUUACUCCUAUAGUGUAACUAGGUCCAUUUUCCGUUGGAACUUUACCAAGCUGCAGACGGGGGUUGUGAAUUGCAACUUUUUAGAAUUCCCUCCCUUUGUCUUCACUGCAACAUCCAUCUGGCUUGCAAAUUUUAGAAGCCUUGGAGGUGUUACCAGGGAAAUGGACCAAUAAGUUUUCAAUUUAAAAAUCUUUUAGUAAUAUUUUUAAUAUUUUUCAAUAUUAUUAAUGUUGCUAUUAGGAUUGAAAUCUUUACCUUUCAAUUGCCAGAUGACGCUAGUCGCCUGGCAAUGUGGGGAUAAAUUUUCAAGGUUUGGUCACUUCGAGCAGAGAGCAGCAGGCCUACGCCUCUUCGAUGAUGACUCCAAUAAGAGUCGAAAAUCGUCGAUUCAGAGUGCUGGACUGCGCUCCCUAUUCUAAGUGAAAAAUAAGAUUGUUUUGCCUUCGCAUUGCAACUGAAUAAAAAUGGUAUACAUUUUUAUUUUAGUUUAAUUAUAUACUUUAAUUUAAAGAUGAAUGAUGUGUAAUAUUCCUUUAUUCCAAAAUUUAUAGGAUAGCCGUUGUUUUUGCCGCUCAGUGUAGAUUGUAUCAUAUUUAACCGCCUUUGUUACACCGCCCAUGAGCUAAGGAAUCCUUUUGUGCGUAUCGCUUUUGUGUGAUUUGUACUAUAUGUAUUGAGUAAAUGCCUUGAUAAUAUGUAGCGUUGGCUUCAUUGUCUUUACAAAUAGCCCUUUAUCAUCUGAAUAUCUAUAAAAUAAUAACAUUUUAUAGUGGAGUACUCACAUGGAUUACUAUGUUUUAUGUAUAAAAUGCAAUAUAAUUGGUGAUUUGUAUAUAAAACCUUCUAUAAAUUAAUGGACAAUCAUAUCUACUAUCAAUUUUUGAUGGGGACACUAACAACUGUACAAAUUUGACUAAGGCAAGCCGCACACCAAAGAAACAUAAAACGUAAAACAUGUUUCAUGAAAAUAAAACACUGCUAAACAAAUCUAAAAGUCCGCCUACCAAUGAAACGAGUGUGAUUCAUGCUCAUGAUACAUUUUUAUUUUCGGAGUUUCAUAAAUGGCCGGACGUAUAUUUGUUUAGCAGUGUUUUAUUUCCAUGAAACGUAAUUUACGUUUUAUGUUUCUUUGAUGUGCGACCUACCUUAAUCAUUAGAUAGAAUGUAUAAAGCUAGGAUAAAUCGUUCAAACCGUUUAAAUGUUUACUAACACAAUAUAAACACAUCUUACACAUUUGUUAGUGCAGAACUUUCAAAUAGAAUCGGAUAUUUUAUUGUAGAAAUAUUUAAUUUUCUUACUACCACCAUGGUUUAAGAAAGAAUCUUUAGUAUUACAAAGUGUUAGAACGUUUCAGACCCAGAGAUCAUCAUUAAACAUUAUUUCUCUGCUUUUUAUUGUUACAAGAUGCGUGUGAAUUAUUAUUGAUUUCUAUCUGAGUAUUUUUACAUAGUUAGUAUAACUCUUAAUAUCGUAAAUUUCUAAAAAAUUGCCCUCAUACAUGAACCUUUUCUGGGUCUGAUUGACUUGAAGAAAGCAUUUGACAGAGUAAGAUUCAAAAAUGUCAUAAAAACUAUUAAAAAGAUCUGCCAAAACAACAAAAUGGAAGUCAGAAUAAAUUGACAACUUAUUGAACCUAUAGAGAUAGACAACGGAAUAAAACGGAGGACUCAUUAAGCCAUAAUGCUGUACAAUUUAAUCAUGGAUGACGUGUCAACAGUGUAAGUAGCAUCAACAGUGUCAACAAAGGAAUAGGAUAGGGAAUGGGAAACAAAAAAGUAUACUCACCGGAGGGACCGCAGACGUUCGGAUACAAUUAGCGUCUCUUUGCAAAGAUAAUGACGUCAUCUUUGCAAAGUAACAAGACACUUACUCAACACACACACUACACAUUACACCUGAGUUAGUGAUAAGUUAUACAAUUACGUGGCUAAAGGUUCUAGUUCUAAACCAAGGCCAGAAUCCGAGAAAAAAAAAACAAAAAAGUAAAAAUACUCUGUUGCUAUAGUCUACAAAGGCUAGUCAACAGAUUUAUCAUAAGAACAAAAGAAUUUAAUAUAGCUAUCUCAACACAGACAACCAAAACAAUAGGCAUCAGUAUUGAACAAGUAGGUAAUGGAAAUAAAAUAUCUUUGAAUUACACUCUCCCAAUAUGGCGACCUGGAGAGAGAAGGGUGACAUAAAGUAUACUAAGCAAAUAGACUAACAGCAUGCUUUAAUAAAACUAUACAGGGUGUCCCCGAAAAUAGUGCGUUCCUUUAAGGUAUGGAUAUAAUACACAAUUUAGAACAAAAAAGUCCUAUAACAUUUUUUUUCUAAAGUUAACCGUUUCCAAGAAAAAAAUUUCAUUGUUUUCCAUAUAAGUGAAUUUUUAUUUUCAUAAAUUUGAAUGACAUGGCAACGUAGCGUAGAAGAACUUGCUGUGACUGUGGAAAUUUAACCUAAUAACCCCUUGUUUAUUUACUUUGAGGUGUGAUUUUUGGGGUUGUUGAGUUGCAAAAUAAUGGAUAUGGGUUUGGUUGAUAUUUAUAUUAUUUUACCCACCAGAGCAACUGACCUACAAAUCUACUUUUUUAAUCCUUAGAUUUUUGAGUUGCGCGUUGUUGCCAGACUUCAAUUUGCAUAUCAAAAUGUAUUUUCGUUUUUUGGUCAAACGGAUCAAUUUAAAAAAAUGUUAUAGACUUUUUUGCUCUACAUUGUGCCUUCUACCUAUACCUUUAAUGAACGCACUAUUUUCGGGGACACCCUAUAUAGCGAAACAACCAUAUUAACGUUGUUCUGAAGCUAUUUCAUUGUGGCAUUUUUAUGAUUAACUAUUUAGAUGGGAAAUAAGCCACAAUAAAAUUGAAAAAAUAAUUUUAUUAACGUUUCGGAGUCCGAAUCGGGUUUCGUUGUCAAAAUACUACUAAAAUAAACAAAAAUGUUGUUGCUAAGUAAAAAAAUUCUUCUAAUAAUUUAUUUAAUCUGACUCAUUUAUUAUUAUAUAAAAAAUUUAUUAUAUAAAAUUAUUUUUUCAAUUUAAUUGUGGCUUAUUUCCCAUCUAAAUAGUUAGUCCCAUAUUAACAAUGAGAUGCAGUCAAAAAUUUGUAAAGCCAGUGUAAAACCCAUAAUCAUAUAUGCACCAAGAACAAGACCCGACACAGCCACAACACAAAGGUUACUGGAAACGGUGGAGAUAAGAAUAUUGAAAAGAAUUACCGGAAAUACACUGAGAGAUCGAAAAAGGAGUGAAGACAUUAGAAGAAAAUGUAACGUACAGUAAUAAACGAGUGGAGACACUGAACAGAAAAAAAAGAAUGGAAUAACCACAUAAGCAGAAUGAAGAGACCCGUGUUGUAAGAAUAGCAAGAGAUAAAAUCACCAAUUGGUAGAAGUAUCGGACGACCGCAUUCCAUGGAGGUAUCAAUCCGCCAAUGAACAAGCAGAAGAAGUAGUGUACAUAUUUGCUUUACCAAAUCUGGGACAUGCAAUGAGAACACAGUGAUAUGAAACGCUAGAUUGAUAAUGCAGGUAAAUAUAAGAGAAGGAUAAUAGGACGAAGGAGAGUGUCAUAGUUAAAAGAUUUAAGGGACUGGUUUAAAUACAGUGCAAUAGCACUCUUCCAAGAAGCGGUAGAUAGAGGAGAGAUAGUUAAACGGUACUUAAAGAAGGACCAUUGUGUAUUAAGAUGAUUCUUAACACGAGAAUUCAUGCUCCAUGAAUUUUAAUUAUUCUAUUACAGUAGAACGUCAAUAAUCCGGAUUAAUUGGGACCGGACCCCAUCCGGAUUAUCAAAUUAUCCGGAUUAUCGAAAUGACCCCAAAAAAAGGCCAGUAUACACAUUAAAGUACAACAAACGUUUUAAAAUUUUAUGUUUUCUCUUGUACAGUAAAGUGUCUAGAGGUGAAAUUAAUCAAAACAUUUUUUUAUGUUUAAACACUGUAUUGUAAUUAAUUUAUAAUAGCAGCAUGUGUACAGUAAAAACAUCAGACACUAUUUGGGCUUUUAAAAAAAAUGUGUAAAAUAUUUUUGAACUGCGGUAGAGGUUCGUUUUUCGCAGCGAAGUUCUUAAUUUAUUUUAAAAGAAUCAGAUAUUUUUGCUAGAUACAAAUCCGGAUUAUUGACGGUCCGGAUUAUCGACGUUCUACUGUAAUUUGAAGUUAUUGCUGUGAUUUCCAGGCAGACUUGUUCUUGUCACUGUUUCAUAUCCACGAUUUCAAACAAAUGCCGCUAGUCUUUAUAAACUUCACCAUAAUUGACAUGUGCUAUAAUAUGGAUAGUUAAAAUAUUACUUGUCAAAUGUAUGAAACACUUAUUUCUACAAUAAAAUAUACAUAUACAUACAUGGGUAUAACCAACGGUAUCACGCAACGAACUGUCAAUACUGAUGUAAUGGGAAAGAAGUGAAUUUAUUGCGGCCAGGAUGAGAGAGUAUAGUCAGGGAAGGAUAGAAGAUAAUCGCCAUCUUUCGUAAACAAAAAAAUUGAUAGUGGUAGUCAGGGUUGCCAGAUUGGUGUAUUUUCCCACAAUUUUGGAGUAAUUUGAAAGCGUCUAGGGGAAUUUUUCUAAGCAGAAAUGGUUGCGGGAUUUUUUGGGGGGAAAAUUAUGGAAGAUUUUAAGGGGUCAUGGUAAAUUAAAUAUGCGAAUAUACAUAGAAUUGUAUAUUAUACUCUCAUAUAAUCGAAGACGAUAGGACCUAUAAAUUAUUUCCAGGGCCUUCUGUUGAUAAGUAGUAUAAUUUUGGUUUACUAUUUGACUACUCAUUUAUUAAAUUGCGGCAAAAAUUUAAAUUUGGGGGAUUUGAGCUUCAAUUUGAGGGAAUUUCAGUUUCUAAGUGGGAGAUUUAUAAAAUCACAUUUGGCAACUCUGGUGGUAUUUGUAGCAAAUUUUCCCUGGCAUUGCCUGUCUCUCUCUUGUAUGUUGGCCGCAAUCUCGCUUCACUGUCUGAAUGGGACGGGGCCAUUCCAUCAGUAUUGACAGUUCGUUGGUAGAACGACAUAUUGAAAUAUUUAUUUGUACUAUUGAUAUUAUUAUCAUUAUAUUUUAGUUUUUCCGAUUCUGGACAUUAUGGUACCAUAUAAAAGAGUAGAAACUAUCACGUAGGAAGAUAAAUACAUUUAUUUAAGUUUUUUUUAAAGGCCACUACCAAAUAUUUUUUAAACUUUGUUUUUUCAGCCUUCAGCAAGCUGAAAUAUUUUUUGUGAAUACAGUUAUAUGUACUUAUAUUUUUAGAUACUUAUUAUAAAAACAUAGAUUUGUAUUAUGCAUGUUUUUAGGUUGUGUAAAAUAAAACCAUUUGUUAAGUAUUUAUGUUUCGCCUUUCUAUCUAAAUUUAUUUGAUCCCACUCUAAAAGGGUGGUAAAACUCCAAACUAUAGUCCAUGUACCGACUCAAACAUCGAAUCAUGUGAUGGUACAAAUAAAUUUGUAUUUUUGA
This is a messenger RNA of Diabrotica virgifera virgifera (western corn rootworm), 12543 nucleotides long. RefSeq names its product protein Malvolio. Gene Ontology annotation, cellular component: apical plasma membrane. NCBI's taxonomy places the organism in Eukaryota, Metazoa, Arthropoda, Insecta, Coleoptera, Chrysomelidae. Gene Ontology annotation, biological process: response to manganese ion; metal ion transport; manganese ion homeostasis. Gene Ontology annotation, molecular function: manganese ion transmembrane transporter activity; iron ion transmembrane transporter activity; cadmium ion transmembrane transporter activity. The transcript has 10 exons. The record is from RefSeq and is a predicted model, not a curated record. Bases 209 to 1960 code for a protein of 583 amino acids.